This is a messenger RNA of Leptosia nina, 747 nucleotides long. The record is from the annotation of a GenBank genome assembly. NCBI's taxonomy places the organism in Eukaryota, Metazoa, Arthropoda, Insecta, Lepidoptera, Pieridae.
AUGCCCGUAUUUCAUACUAAACUAAAGAUGUGGUCGCGCAAGCAAUCAGUGUGCAGUGCCGUCAGUGGAAUCUCAAAAGCAGAUGAGCAAGAUGUAAUUGGAGAUCAGCACCUAUAUCCAUUCGCGAUUGGUCUUCGAGUUAGAGUGCUACAGAUUGUUUGCGGAAUCGGUGGGUUGGUGGUUGGUGCCGUAGGAUGGUUGGAAGAAAAGCAAAAGCCAGAAUUAGGAUUGGGUGUUCCAGCCGGAGCUGUUACAGUACUAGCAGCAGCUCUAUCAGUAUACUACAGUCGAGGUUUCGGGGGUUGGCUAUCAGCUCGCUCACGAACCACCAGGUCUUGGGGUCCGCCUUGGAGAGUUCUGGGCCCGUCCCCUUGUGCAGCUGUACCCCUCACUAUAUUGUGGAUAGCAGCUAUAAGUGCCCAUGUCGCGAUGUUCGCCUUUUGCGUAAGAUCUCUUAUGAACCUUGGGUGUAAUUCAAAAACGUGCAUCGGCGUAGCGGUUGCUCAGCUGUCAAUCUCUGUGACAACUCUUGCCACGGCAGUGUACAUGGUGCAGUUGGACUUGAAGUACGACGCAGCUUUCUCACCACCACGACCGUCCGACGCACACACUUGCACCGCAGUGUCUAUGGUACCUUUGACAUCGGUAGCAGUGAACAGUGGAAAUAGCGCAGAGGGGCCCGACAAUAGCCCCCUCAAUAAGGAUCACAAGGAAAAGGAUCCCCCUCCCCCAGAACCCCCCACUUGA